UAUAGACUCUCCACAGACGCGGACGGGCGCACACAUAGACAAACACACCCCUUUAAAAAUCACACGCACACGGGGUCCCUCUCUGAGCUCUAAAAGACGGAGGAAAAAAUGCGCCACUCUUGGAGCGUCUUUCAAGGGGGAAAAAGUUGAGGAAGACAGAAGAGGACGAACCAAGGGGAGACACGGAUGAAAAACGCCUCCCUGCGUUAUUUCUCCUCGCACUGUAAAUAGAUGGUUAUUUACGCGCGUAAAAAAGACGCACUUCUUUAAAAAAAAAAAAAAAAAAAAAACGCUCAAAAGUAGCUCUGCGUGUCUUUUGGGAUAACAGAGCGUGGACUCACAUCCAUGCAACGCUCACAUAUCCGGGCUGAAACUUAGACUUCACCGGUUCUGGACCUUGAACUUACUUGAUUUUAUUUUGUUGUUGUUUUUUUUUUUAAUUAAACGCAACUACCAGUGUCCGACAGAGUCUGAACGGUGGGAUUUAUCUGUUCACUGCGACCAAGAAGCGGCUGGGAAAAUCAAACCCCACCGGUGUCUCCAACUGAAGCGGUUUCCUAAACAGUGAUAAUGGACUCCCACUGCCGCAAACUCGCCACCACCUGCGCACAAAUAGAAAAAGAGAAGAGCCAAAAUAAAAACGACGACUCUUCAGAUGACCCCUCUAAAAAGAAACGGCAGCGGCGGCAGAGGACUCACUUCACCAGCCAGCAGCUGCAGGAACUGGAGGCCACUUUCCAGCGGAAUCGCUAUCCGGACAUGAGCACAAGGGAGGAGAUAGCCGUGUGGACCAAUCUCACAGAGGCCCGGGUCAGGGUCUGGUUUAAGAACCGGCGAGCCAAGUGGAGGAAACGGGAAAGGAACCAACAAGCCGAGCUCUGCAAAAACGGCUUCGGCCCGCAAUUCAACGGACUCAUGCAGCCCUACGACGACAUGUACCCCAGCUACACGUACAACAACUGGGCUGCAAAGGGCCUCACAUCAGCCUCUUUAUCCACCAAAAGCUUCCCUUUCUUCAACUCCAUGAAUGUCAACCCCUUGUCCUCGCAGACCAUGUUCUCUCCGCCCAACUCCAUAUCCUCCAUGACUUCCAGCAUGGUGCCAUCGGCGGUGACCGGUGUGCCGGGCUCCAGCCUCAACAGCCUCAAUAACUUGAACAACCUCAGUAACCCGUCUCUCAACUCGGGGGUGCCCACACCGACCUGCCCUUACGCGCCUCCUACCCCUCCUUAUGUGUAUAGGGACACUUGUAACUCCAGUCUGGCCAGCCUGAGACUGAAAGCCAAGCAGCACUCGAGUUUUGGAUACGCCAGUGUGCAGAAUCCAGCCACUAAUCUGAGCGCUUGCCAAUACGCGGUGGACAGACCAGUCUAAUACCUACCUGCACUGCAAAAAAUAACCACCUUAGCAAGUCAUUAGAGGCUAGGAGUGACGCUUAAAUUGCUAUUGGUCUAUCAAGGGAAGUGAGGAAAUCUGCCAAAAGGGCGGUGAGAUAAUUUCACCCUUUUCCAAACUUGUUUUUAGGAAAUUUCCUGAUCAGCUUCACCUUUUUUUUUUUUUUUUUUUUUUGGGAGGUUGAUUUCCAGCAUUCUGCCUUUUUCUCCUCAAGAUACAGCGGCUAUUCACUGAAAAUUCUAAAGUAUAUAUAUAUAUUUAAAAAAAAACAACAACAAAGAAGAAUGUCUCAUCAUCCCCAUCACGUCCAGCUGGAGCAUUUUUAUUUGCUUUAUUUGGGUGGAAAAUGGGGGAAAAAAAAUUUUUUUGGUAAAAGCUUAAAUGACUUGUUACUAUGGUCAUUUUUUGCAGUGUGUGGUUAAUGACAAACAGCCGGCCACAGGAACAAGAGACUACUACAACUACUUUUUCAUUUUUCAUAAAGGGCACUAGAAGACUGAACCACUGAAACAAGCUUCAACUCCUCGUCGGAGUCAAACAAAAAUGGGAAUUUUUCGGUUUAUUCCCCUUUGAUGAGAACAGGCCUGUUUCACACUGUGACACAGUAAACGCAGCAGGCCGGGUUCUUUUUUUUUUUAAUUUUUUUCAUUGCUCGUCAUGAGGGUUUUUUCUUUUCUUUUUUUUUUUCUUUUUUUUUUUCUGGUGGAUUUUGGACGUUAACUAUUGACUGAAAGGUUGUAUAUAUUUGACUUAUCAUCUCCUGUUGUUUGAGGCGAAUGCGCUAUAACCCUCCAGUCUUCUCCAGGUUCAAUUUAUCAACGCAUGUGGAAAAAAAAAAACCCUAAAAAGGAAUCAUGUUUUGCUUGCAAACAAAAGGGAAUGUACAUACUAAAACGCACCAGUUGUGUGUUUCUAACAUAUUAUAAAUUUAUUAUUAAUGUCUGUGUGAAUAUCGAUUUAGACUAGCAAUUCUGGAUUUAAAAAAAAAAAAAAAAGAAAGCAUCAAAAUGUUCCUGCGACAGAUUAUUUGGUUUUUU
This is a messenger RNA of Sphaeramia orbicularis (orbiculate cardinalfish), 2432 nucleotides long. RefSeq names its product paired-like homeodomain 2 (gene pitx2). The record is from RefSeq and is a predicted model, not a curated record. Lineage: Eukaryota; Metazoa; Chordata; Actinopteri; Kurtiformes; Apogonidae. The transcript is spliced from 4 exons. Gene Ontology annotation, biological process: anatomical structure morphogenesis; regulation of transcription by RNA polymerase II. Gene Ontology annotation, molecular function: DNA-binding transcription factor activity, RNA polymerase II-specific; RNA polymerase II cis-regulatory region sequence-specific DNA binding. Gene Ontology annotation, cellular component: nucleus. Bases 571 to 1374 code for a protein of 267 amino acids.